CGGGCGGGACAAUCAGGACUCGGCCUGAUCAGCUCAUGUGCAAUGGGAAGUAUCUCCUCGGCAUGCGGACACGUCAAGAUGAAUGGGCAAAGCCGUCCCAUUGGCCGCCUUGCCGCGCCACCCAGCCAGGGAGAUUGGGUUCCGGCUGGUUGCGGACGAGCAACUCAACCCUGCAUUGGUGAACAAGGCGAUUCGAUCCUCGCGCAGCUGGCAGGAGGCAGCAGCGGUGGGAUGCGUUUCCUGUCAGCUGGGAACGCCUUUGAACAAGUUCUGUAGCAGUACUCUGAUCACUUCCUUUGCCAAGGGCUCGGAAUGGCUCCGAGCCCUGGGCCACUUGCGACUGAUGCCACGACUUCGAAUGUCCCCAGAUGGGUUCUGCUAUGCGGCGGCUCUGAACGCCUGUCAGAGAAGGGACAAGUGGAAGUUGGUGGGCGGCCUUACUGCUGCAAUGCGGGACCAGCGGUUGCAAUCCAACGUCAUCAUCCACACCUGCAACCUGCGCGCGCUUCGGGCACGGGCCGGGGCUAGCCGGUGGUCGGCGGCGGUAGGAACGUUUCAGGACCUGGGAGCCGUGAACUUAGAGGCCGACGUCAUUCUUUGGAGCUCGCUCAUAAGCUCGCUCUCCUGGAGAAGGGUGCUGGACACUCUUUCCGCCAUGCAACUUGCCUCCUCCGCGGGUGACAAGAUUUGCUACAACUCAGCGGUCGCCGCAAGUGCCUGGCAGUGGGCUGCACAUCUUUCCUGUAGCCUGGCUUCGCGCUGGCACGUGCUGCCAGACCUGACCACUUUCACCUAUGCCAUGAGCUCCUCGCAGAGUUGGCGUCGUACUCUUCGUUUGGCAGAAGCGGCCCGGCACGUCGCGGUGGAGCCGGACGCCUUCUGCUGUACCGCCGCCAUCAGCGGAGCUGGCGCGGAGCGGAGCUGGCGGAGCGCGCUGAGCGCGCUGGAAGGAGUGCAGCCUGAUGCAGUGUGUUGGAGUGGAGCCAUCGCUGCUGGAAGCUGGAAGGAGGCCCUCAUCGUAGCUGGACAAGCAGCCGUGCAAGAUUUGCUGGGACCGUCCGGAAGGAACGCUCUGUUGUCGGCCUUGGGACGUGGAACCCGUUGGAGACAGGUGAUCGACAAGGCAGCAGUCCUCACAGGUGUGCGAUUGGACAACAUCGGGUUCAACUCCGUGAUGGCAAGUCAAAGUCGAUGGCAGAAGGCGCUGGAUGCCAUGAGUGGGCAAAUCCAGCAAACGUGUCUGCCGGACAUCAUCGGCUACAACGCCCUGGUCACCUCCUGUGCACAGUCUGCUACAUGGAGCUCCGCAUACGACGUGUUCCGCCGUGUUUUUACAUGUGCCCUGCGACCAGAUGUUGUCACACAUGCUGCCUGCAUGGGUGCCUGUGCCGAAAACUCCUGGAGAGCCACUGUGAAUCACCUCCAGCAGCUUCGGCAGCAAGGCAUCCGCAGCAACCAGGUGGCGGCGGCGGCGGUGCUGAGCGCCAUGGAGAUCCACAGCUCCUGGCGCACAGCUCUCGGAGCGCUUGGAGCCAACGUGGAGCGGGAGGCUUGGAACACGGUGCUGAGCGGAUGCGCCAAGAGCUCUUGGCACUCAGCCCUCACGGUGCUCGACCGUAUGAUCGUGGUGGGCACGUCCCCCGACAGCAUCUCCUACUUCACCGCCCUGGGCGGGUGCCCGUCCUGGCGCUGGGAAAGCGCCUUGAGGCGCUUUCUGGAGCUGGUGGAAGCGCAUGUGCCGGACGUCGUGACCUGCGGCUCCAUGCUGCGGUUUCUCGAAGUUGGCGCCGACUGCUUCUCUGAGAUCCAGAUUCUUCAUGACAUCGACGAAUGCGCCGUCCAGGGACUCAAAAAGGUCCGGGAGGUCGGCUGA
Effrenium voratum is the source of this 1873-nucleotide messenger RNA. NCBI's taxonomy places the organism in Eukaryota, Dinophyceae, Suessiales, Symbiodiniaceae. The record is from the annotation of a GenBank genome assembly.